This is a messenger RNA of Orycteropus afer afer, 516 nucleotides long. It is a transcript of the gene PLPP5, whose product is annotated as phospholipid phosphatase 5. Lineage: Eukaryota; Metazoa; Chordata; Mammalia; Tubulidentata; Orycteropodidae. Gene Ontology annotation, biological process: phospholipid metabolic process. The record is from RefSeq and is a predicted model, not a curated record. Gene Ontology annotation, molecular function: phosphatidate phosphatase activity.
AUGGGGAAGGCGGCAGCUGCGGCAGUGGCCUUGGCGGCCGAGGUGGGCGUGAGGAUCGCACUGUUCGCGGCCUUCCUGGUGACAGAGCUGCUCCCUCCCUUCCAGAGGCUUAUCCAGCCAGAGGAGAUGUGGCUUUACCGGAAUCCGUAUGUGGAAGCGGAAUACUUCCCUACCAAGCCGAUGUUUGUCAUUGCAUUUCUCUCUCCUCUGUCACUGAUCCUUCUGGCCAAAUAUCUCAAGGCGGCAGACACAACAGACAGCAGACAAGCCUGCCUCGCUGCCAGCCUUGCCCUGGCUCUGAAUGGUGUCUUUACCAAUACAGUGAAACUGAUAGUGGGGAGGCCACGCCCAGAUUUCUUCUACCGCUGCUUCCCUGAUGGGCAAGCCCAUUCUGACCUGAUGUGCACAGGCGACAAGGAUGUGGUGAAUGAGGGCCGCAAGAGCUUUCCUAGUGGACAUUCUUCUUGUACGAACAGCAUAUCAACUCUACUUCUAUCCUUAUUUUUGGAUCACUGA